UUUGAAACAUGUAGACGGUUUAAAUUUUGAUUGGAUUACAAUAAAACUUUCGCGUUCCGACAAAAUAGCGAUGAAGGGCGUUUGUGUAGGAGAAGUUAUCCCGAUUUAAAUAAAGGAAAAUACAUUUUUGAGAACAAACCAACAAUGGAAGUUCCUGGUAAACAAAACGCCAAAACGACAUUUUCUGCUUCAACGGGCUCUGAUGAGGACUUUUUUUUAUUCUGUAUCCCGUGUGAUAGAGAUGGUGCCCGGGUACCAGCAAAAUGUUAUUGUUCAACCUGCAAAGAACAUCUAUGUGACACUUGUUACAAGCACCACAAGAAACAAACUCCAUCACGUCAUCAUAUUCUAAUAGAUCAAGACUCUAUGCCAACUACACCAAGCGUUCCAAUCGUCAAAGGUGAAUUCGAUAGUUGUGAUGAUCAUGAAGACGAACAACUGAAAUUUUACUGCAAAGAGCAUGACAUCGUUGCUUGCAGUGUUUGUGUAACGCUGAAUCACAGGUUAUGUAAUGUGGAAUACAUACCGAAACUCUCGAAGCACAUUCUAGACAGUAAAGAGCUUAAUGAAACAAUGUCAGAAAUGAAAGCACUGGAGGAUAGUUAUAAAUCACAGAUAAAGAGAGUAAAAGAUGAGAUGAAAGCUAUUUCUCAAAACCACAAUGGCGUAAUAAAGGCGAUUCAUCAUUUCAGAAAAGAAAUAAAUACACGUCUAGAUGAAAUGGAAAAAUAUGUUGUCGAAGAAGCUGACAACAUACUUCUUAAACAACAAACAAAUCUAAAUGAUUUAUCAACAGGUGUACAAGAAAUCACAGAUAAACUGACUGAGAAACGAAAACGAAUUGAUAACCUGAUACAGAGAAAUUGCCUUGAUAAGCUGUUUGUUGAAAUGAAAGAAACAAAGAAACGAGUUGAAGAAAUGAGGAUGAAGCAAAAACAGUAUAGUCGAGUAGAUGUUUUCCAGACUGUAUCAUUUGUCAAAAACAGCGAUAUUGUCGAGAUGUUAGAAAGACACAAGCAACUGGGAGAACUUAUUACAAAGAAAGCAUCCAUGGGUGAAAAUGUUCCAGUGAUGAAACCUACAUCAACCCCGUCUGAGGAUAAGACGCUAAAUCUUGAGGUUGUUGAAGAUAUAGAUUUGAAUUCUUCAUCGGGAAACACAGAAUGUAACAUAACCGGGAUAGAAGUUAUUAAGCCCGACAAGAUAAUUAUGUGUGAUUACAGCGACAAUAAAAAUGUUAAAUGCUAUGAUACAGUUAAAAAAAUAAUUGUAUCAGAGAUAAAAUUAACUGAGUCACCGUUUGAUGUUGCAGCUAUAACGGAUGAUAAGUUUGUCGUGACUGUACCUGGUAAGAGAAGUAUUCAUUUCAUGUCGCUAAGAAAUCAACACAUAGUUUCUGGUCGUAAGGUGAAUAUCAACGAGGAAUGUUAUGGUAUUGUUUACAGCCAAGAUAAGCUUGUUGUGUCAUGUAAUUAUAGUCCAGGGAAAGUUUUAAUUCUUGACCUACAAGGUAAAAUAUUGCAAAGUUUUAGUGGAGUAAGUAGUCUGUUCUGCAUACCCUUUUAUAUCACCGUGAAUUCUGCUGGAACGUCUAUAUAUGUCAGUGACUGUGGUUCUACCGUGAAGGCUGUUAAACAACUAGACUGGGCAGGGAAAUGUUUUAAAUACCUAUCAACCAGCAUGGCGAGGAGACUAUCUACGAGAUAUUUGUGAAUUUAAUGAUGGCACAUUUCUUGUUUGUUUGGCUCAAGAUAGUGACGACAAUUUACAAAGAGUAUCUGGCAGCUGUAAGCCGUGUAAGAUAGCAAUAAAUGGGAAAAUUUGUAAAUGGUACCCGGGAGUUGUGGCAUACUGUCAGAAAUCGAGAAGACUUUAUGUGUCUUAUUCUGAAACAGGGGUUUUUGGUCAAAAACAUCGAAUCAAAUUUUUUCAGGUUGACUGGUGUUAAGUUACAUCAUGAUGAAAAGUAUACAUUUAGUUUGAACUUAUACAUGUUCAAUGUUACAGUUUGAAAGACAUUAUAGAGUUAUUGUUCAAAAUCAUGUUUAGAUGAUAAUGUCUUUUAUAUUCAAAAUGGUGGCUUGAAAAUAUUCUGUCAAUAUUUUGUUUCAUUGACACCAAUAGUUAUUUAUGUACAUAUAUUUUUGGAAGGAUUUCAGUACAUUCUAAGUCUUAAAUAAAAUGUUAUAAAUAGGUAUGGAAAUGAUGUCUGUCAGUCGAUUAGAAAUUUUACUUAGACGCCCCUCCCUUUAGUGAUUGAUUUUAAUUUCGGAAGAUUUAUGUUCAAUUCAAAAUUUGUAUAUAAUAAAGUUUCCCCACUUCAUUUUCUCUCCUUCGUUUUUAAUAAAUAAAUAAAUAAGUAAAUAAAUAAAAA
Messenger RNA from Ruditapes philippinarum (Manila clam), 2374 nucleotides. RefSeq lists its product as uncharacterized. The record is from RefSeq and is a predicted model, not a curated record. Bases 145 to 1713 code for a protein of 522 amino acids. The transcript has 2 exons. Gene Ontology annotation, molecular function: protein binding; zinc ion binding; ubiquitin-protein transferase activity. Gene Ontology annotation, biological process: positive regulation of DNA-templated transcription. NCBI's taxonomy places the organism in Eukaryota, Metazoa, Mollusca, Bivalvia, Venerida, Veneridae. Gene Ontology annotation, cellular component: nucleoplasm; chromatin.